ACAUCCUGUGUGACGGGUUUUUUUAUAUUCUGCUUUUUCCUGGAGAAACAAGAGGGUUUUUUUAUGUCUUCUUCUGCUGAGCAGCUUUGGUACUGAAGUUAAAUGAGGUGAGAGUUAAAUGAGACACAGAAUUGUCUCCUAAUACACAUUUCCCAGGUAACAACUCACUCCUGGACUCUGAAGGAGCAAAAUCCACCUGUGAUCCCAGUGCUUUGACCAAGGUUGUUUUCUGGCUUUCCCUUUGGAUAUAAUCCCAAAAAAACCCCCUCCAUAUUCCCCCUUUCUCUGAGGUUUCCAUGAGGUUGCAGUGCAGGAUCUCCAUCAUUCCCUGGAGAUGAAGGCAGUGAAUAUUUAAUAAAGAGGAAUAUUCAGUCAAACCCAUCCAUGAACAAUUCCAGGCUUCUCUCAGCUCCUGUUCUGUGACAGCCAGGGAAUCAGUGAGGCCUCCUUUUGAAUUUUUUGAAAUCUCCACCCUUUUGAUGUCUCUUAGAGAAGACUUUUCCAAGCUGGGGAUGUGCAGUGUGUCCUCUGAGUGAUGGACAGAAUCGUGACACGCCUGAAGCUGCAAAUGCCAGAAACAUCAGGAGGAACUUGAUCAAAAUCCCACUCCAGUACAGUCUGUAGCUCUGCCCUUGGCUGAGGAUCCUUCCAGCUGGAAAACUGCAGGAUUUGAGCAGCCUGAACUCUUAAAUUUGCUCUCUGCUAUGGACAGUGCCAUCACCCUGUGGCAGUUCCUCCUCCAGCUGCUCCAAGAGCCCCAGAACAAGAACAUCAUCUGCUGGACCUCCAACGACGGGGAAUUCAAGCUGCUGCAGGCAGAGGAGGUGGCCAGGCUCUGGGGGAUCCGCAAGAACAAGCCCAGCAUGAACUAUGAUAAACUCAGCCGGGCGCUGCGCUACUACUACGUGAAGAAUAUCAUCAAGAAGGUGAAUGGGAAGAAGUUUGUGUACAAAUUCGUGUCGUACCCAGAGAUCCUCAACAUGGAUCCUCUCGUGGUGGGCAGGAUCGAGGGGGACCCGGAGCUGCCCGGCUUUGGGGAGGUCACCAGUGCUGCCAAGGACGUGGAAAACUGCGGGAAGGAGAAAUCCCAGUCGUGUGCUAAGUCCUCCAGCCGAAAUGACUACAUCCACUCAGGCCUCUACUCCUCCUUCACCCUCAACUCCCUCAACUCCUCCAGCGUGAAGCUCUUCAGGUCCAUCAAGAUCGAGAACCCGGCCGAGAAGCUGGCAGAGAAGAAACCUCAGGACCCCACCCCUUCUGUCAUCAAAUUUGUCACCAUGCCCUCCAAAAAGCCUCCCAGCGCCCCCCUGGUCUCCACCGCCUCGGCCGUGGCCGUGACUUCCACGGUUUCUGUCACCCCCAGCGUGUCGUCCUCGCUUGCCCUGGGCUCAGAGGAGACCCUGCACACUCUGGAGACGCUGGUGCUGCCCAAGCUGAGCGUCCCCGAGGCUCCUGCAGCGCCUUUGCCCAACCUGAGCACCGGCUUCACCCCCACGCCUCCCAUGUCGUCCUCCGUCUCUCCCACCUUGCAGGUGCCCUCCACGCCCCCCUCGCCUCCCCUGAGCUCCAACCCCGACCUGGACAUUGACACGGACAUCGAAUCUGUGGCUUCCCAGCAGCUGGAGCAGCCCCAGAGCCUCCAGCAGCAAUCCCCAGAGCCCAAGGAGCAGCAGGAUUCGGCCGUGCUGGAGAAAGAAUUUGCCAAUCACCUCUCCAGGUCGAAAAAACCCAAAGGGUUGGAGUUGGCUCCCACUCUGGUGAUCACAGGCAGUGAUCCGAGUCCUCUGGGCAUCCUGAGUCCUUCUCUCCCCACUGCUUCUCUUACUCCAGCACUUUUCUCUCAGACUCCCAUCCUGCUGACUCCCAGCCCUCUGCUCUCCAGCAUCCAUUUCUGGAGCACCCUGAGCCCCGUGGCUCCUCUGAGCCCUGCCAGGCUGCAAGGUGCCAACACCUUGUUCCAGUUUCCCUCAGUGCUGAACAGUCACGGCCCAUUCACACUGUCAGGACUGGAUGGACCCUCCACCCCUGGCCCCUUUUCCCCGGAUUUGCAGAAGACAUAGCACCUGGAAUUCCUGCACAGGGACACAGUGACAAGCAAGGCAAAGACAGGACACUUCUCUUUCAACCACCUUCUUUUAUUUUU
This is a messenger RNA of Sturnus vulgaris (Common starling), 2143 nucleotides long. The record is from RefSeq and is a predicted model, not a curated record. Lineage: Eukaryota; Metazoa; Chordata; Aves; Passeriformes; Sturnidae.